Messenger RNA from Vanderwaltozyma polyspora DSM 70294, 219 nucleotides. It is a transcript of the gene KSH1, whose product is annotated as Ksh1p. Lineage: Eukaryota; Fungi; Ascomycota; Saccharomycetes; Saccharomycetales; Saccharomycetaceae. The record is from RefSeq and is a predicted model, not a curated record. The transcript has a single exon. Gene Ontology annotation, biological process: intracellular transport; protein secretion. The coding region runs from base 1 to 219 and encodes 72 amino acids.
AUGUCUGCUUUGUUUAAUUUCACUUCGUUGUUACAAGUUAUAUUGCUUCUGAUAUGUUCCAGCACGUACAUCCAUUCCCAAUGGCCUUCAUUUUUGGAUCGUUACAAAGAUCAAAGUGUACUAGGUGCAUUUUGGAAAUUGGCUCGUAUUGGUGAAAGGGCUUCACCAUACGUUAGUCUAGCUUGUAUCAUCAUGGCUGUCAACCAAUUCAACAGCUGA